UGGCGCUAAAUUCAUUCUGAAAAUUAGAAAGAUGAAGCAGUAGCAGUGGCAGAUCAUAGAGAUGACGCUCAAAUUAUACGUAGAUCGUCGUUCCCAUCCUUGUCGUGAAGUUAUCAUCUUCUGCAAGUUAAAUGGAAUAGACUUUGAGGAGGUCCACAUAGAUCUCUCCAAAAGGCAGCACUUGACUCCUGAAUUCAAAGAGGUCAAUCCAAUGAAGCAAAUACCAGCUAUAAUGGAUGGAAAAUUCAAGCUUUCUGAAAGUCAUGCAAUUGUUAAGUAUCUGGCUUGUGCAUUUCCAGGAAUUGCAGAUCAUUGGUAUCCAGCUGACUUAUACAAAAGAGCAAAGGUUGAAUCUGUGCUGGACUGGCAUCGCACUAACUUCCCUCGUGGUCCAGGUUCAUAUGUCUCUACAUCUGUUCUUGCUCCUGUAUUUGGGUUGCGUUUGAAUCCACAAGCAGCAGCAAGAUCUGAAAAGAUCCUUAUAGCAUCUCUUGCAAAGAUCGAGUCUGUUUGGCUCCAGAAAAAAGGACGAUUUUUACUUGGGAGUGGCCAACCUUCAAUUGCAGAUCUUAGCUUAGCGUGUGAGAUUAUGUCACUUGAGGUUCUGGAUGAUAAGGAUCAUGAGCGGAUAUUAGGCCCAUUCAAGAGAGUUCUGAAGUGGCUUGAUGAUACGAAGAAUGCCAUGGCACCUCAUUUCGAAGAAGCACAAUCAACCCUCUCUAAUUAUAAAGAGAAGGUGCAAAAGCAAAGAAAUACUGUAGGAAGUAAAAUUACUCAAUCAGGCGGAAAACCUGUCCUGCAGUCGAAGAUGUGACAAAGGAGUUAGGAAACCA
This is a messenger RNA of Solanum verrucosum, 833 nucleotides long. Its product is annotated as glutathione S-transferase T1-like. The transcript has 7 exons. The record is from RefSeq and is a predicted model, not a curated record. Lineage: Eukaryota; Viridiplantae; Streptophyta; Magnoliopsida; Solanales; Solanaceae. Bases 62 to 814 code for a protein of 250 amino acids.